CUUUCUUUUCAAAAAUAUUAGCAUCAACAAGUUAUCGAAUCCCAGUUUCAAGUUAAAGAAAUGAUGGAUUAUCAUGAUCUUGGUGCUAGGUCCUCCUAUGACUAUGAGGACUCCCUUAAGCUUCUUGAGGCUGAUAUUCAGCAUGCCAAUGCGUUGGCAGCUUCUAUCCCAAGAUGUAAGGGUGGUUCUUGUCUUCAGAUGAAACUGGUGAAUAAUCACUUUGCACCUAUUUUCUUGUUUCUGCUCCAAUGGAUAGAUUGCUCAUGUACAUGUCUACUUUCAAGUUACUUCAACCUUUUCCACAUUGUUGUAUAUAAGGUAUGCCCGGAUGAGAGGCCAAGUAUUUCCUCAAUAGGAAGAAAAGCAUCCAUUAGAGAGUUUUACAGUGUUAUAUUACCAUUUCUUCAGCGUCUGUAUAGUGAUUCAUCAAAGCUGGAUAUAACUCAAGAAGAAGGUCAUGGAUUAGAGCUGAUUUCCAGGAAGAGAUUAGAGGAUAAAUGGAAACUUUCAGAUAUGGACUUGGAGAGAGAAGAUGAAUGUGGAAUCUGCUUAGAUCCCUGCACCAAAGUGGUCUUGCCAAGCUGCUGCCAUGCUAUGUGUAUCAACUGCUAUCGUGACUGGAACACAAGAUCGGAAUCUUGCCCAUUUUGCAGGGGAAGUCUUAAGAGAGUGGAUUCAGGGGAUUUAUGGGUUCUCACUUGCAACAAUGAUGUGAUCGAUACUCAAACUGUGUUGAAGGAGGACCUCCUGCGCUUCUAUCUCUAUAUAAAUAACCUUCCAAAGGAUAUUCCAGAUGCUCUUUUUUUCAUGUAUUAUGAGUACUUAAUCUGAUCUCAACGAUGGCAUGAAUGAUGCGUAGAGACCAUUGGAUUUACAUAAAAGUCAGGUGACUCUUCACACUGGAAAUUUCAUUCCCACUUGAAAUUGUAUAAAAAGAUGUAUAUUCUCCUAAUUGUAAGAGAAUCAAUAAGAAAUAAUAAGU
Molecule: messenger RNA, 982 nt
Organism: Pistacia vera
Lineage: Eukaryota; Viridiplantae; Streptophyta; Magnoliopsida; Sapindales; Anacardiaceae
Product: E3 ubiquitin-protein ligase AIRP2-like
Exons: 5
Coding region: 61-831 (256 amino acids)
Biological process (GO): protein ubiquitination
Molecular function (GO): ubiquitin protein ligase activity
Source: RefSeq, a predicted model, not a curated record